Messenger RNA from Passer domesticus (house sparrow), 959 nucleotides. RefSeq names its product charged multivesicular body protein 6 (gene CHMP6). Gene Ontology annotation, biological process: vesicle budding from membrane; late endosome to vacuole transport via multivesicular body sorting pathway. The record is from RefSeq and is a predicted model, not a curated record. Gene Ontology annotation, cellular component: ESCRT III complex; multivesicular body. The coding region runs from base 94 to 696 and encodes 200 amino acids. NCBI's taxonomy places the organism in Eukaryota, Metazoa, Chordata, Aves, Passeriformes, Passeridae. The transcript has 8 exons.
CCGCCGCUGCGGCGCUCGCUGCGCGUUGUGCGGGGCCGGGCCCCUCGCGGCCGCCGUCGGGGGCGGGCCGGGCCGGGCCGGGCAGGAGCGGCCAUGGGGAACCUGUUCGGGCGGAAACGGCGGAGCCGCGUCACGGAGCAGGACCGGGCCGUGCUGCAACUGAAGCAGCAGCGGGACAAGCUCCGGCAGUACCAGAAGCGGCUGAGCCUGGGGCUGGAGCGGGAGCGGGCGCUGGCCCGGCAGCUGCUGCGGGACGGCAAGAAAGAGAAAGCCAUGCUCCUGCUGAAGAAGAAACGGUACCAGGAGCAGCUGCUGGAUAGAACAGAGAACCAGAUCAGCAACCUGGAGAGGAUGGUGCAGGACAUUGAAUUCACCCAGAUUGAAAUGAAGGUCAUCGAGGGCCUGAAAAUCGGCAACGAGUGUCUGAACAAAAUGCACCAGGUGAUGUCCAUAGAAGAAGUGGAAAGGAUAAUAGGGGAGACCCAGGAUGCUGUGGAGUACCAGAGGCAAAUAGACGAGCUCCUGGCUGGCAGCCUGACUGAGGAGGAUGAAGAUGCCAUUCUAGAAGAAUUAAAUGCUAUUACUCAGGAACAGUUGGAGCUUCCCGAAGUUCCCUCGGAGCCGCUCCCAGAGAAGAUCCCAGAAGUGUCACCCAUCAAGAACAGGCCAAAGCCAGAGCUGGUGGCAGCAUCUUAACUCCCAGUGCUGGGGAUUCCCCCACCAAACUUUCACCCUGGACAGUUUGCCCUCCCAGUGUGUGCUGGGAGCAGGCAAUGCCUUGGCAGCAUCCCAGCUGUGCUGGGUGGAUUGUGGAGCAGGAUUCCCUGCACAGGGUGGGGAACCUCAGCUGAUUAUCGCUCUUGUAUCAAGAUUAUUUUCUAGUGCUUUCUUUUUUUGUAACUUAAAUUCCAGACUCACUCAGCUGCGCUGUCUCGGGAUUAAACAGCAACUCUAAAUCA